UCCGAUAUGACGAUUAACUGUAAUGGUAAACUUCCGGUUAGUAAUUCCAUUCUCGUACAUUCGAUGAAAAUUCCUCUUUGAUAUCCAACAUCAUCGGCGGUUUAAGGGAGUAGAAUUAGUCAUGAGCGGGUCGUUAGCGUUUGACGAAUAUGGGAGACCUUUUAUCAUCAUCAGAGACCAAGAAAGGAAGUCACGAUUGACAGGAAUCGAGGCCCACAAAUCCCACAUUAUGGCAGCCAAGUCCGUUGCAGGAGUCUUGAGAACUUCCCUUGGACCUAAAGGCUUGGACAAGCUGUUGGUCAGUCCCGAUGGUGAUAUCACAGUGACUAAUGAUGGUGCUACCAUUCUAAAACAGAUGGAUGUUCAGCAUCAAAUUGCCAAGCUGAUGGUCCAACUGUCACAAUCACAAGAUGAUGAAAUUGGAGAUGGAACUACCGGGGUAGUAGUUUUGGCUGGAGCCCUUCUAGAACAAGCAGAAAAGCUUCUAGAUAGAGGAGUUCAUCCAAUUCGUGUUGCUGAUGGAUACGAAAUGGCUGCUAAAGUAGCUUGUGAACACCUAGAAAAAGUCAGUGAAGAAUUCACAGUUAGUCCUAAAGAUAAAGAAGAUCUGGUCCGUUUAGCAAUGACUACCCUAGGUUCAAAAAUAGUGAACAGAUGUCAUAGACAAAUGGCAGAAAUAGCUGUAGAUGCUAUCAUGUCAGUAGCUGACUUUGAGAGGAAAGAUGUAGACUUUGAGCUUAUUAAAGUUGAGGGGAAAGUUGGAGGGAAAAUGGAGGAUACCAUGCUCAUCAAGGGGGUUAUUGUAGACAAAGAUAUGAGUCAUCCACAGAUGCCUAAAGUAAGUGGUUAUUCUUCUAAUUGUAUUGUAUAUGAAAUAUCGUCCAUGGUUCAGCAGGUAAAAGACACAGGUGCUAAUUUGGUUAUCUGUCAGUGGGGAUUUGAUGAUGAAGCAAACCACCUGUUACUACAGAAAAGUCUGCCUGCUGUGCGAUGGGUGGGAGGACCAGAAAUAGAGUUAAUAGCUAUAGCAACAGGAGGCAGAAUUGUACCCAGAUUUGAGGAGCUAACAAAAGAGAAACUAGGAAAAGCAGGAACUGUCAGGGAACUGUCCUUUGGUACAACUAAAGAUAGAAUGUUAGUGAUAGAAGAUUGUAAUAACUCACGAGCAGUCACCAUAUUUAUUAGGGGAGGUAACAAAAUGAUUAUUGAGGAGGGUAAGAGAAGUAUCCAUGAUGCCCUGUGUGUGAUCAGGAACCUGGUCAAGGACAACAGGAUUGUGUACGGGGGCGGGGCACCAGAAAUCUCGUGUUCAGUGGCCGUCGCUGAGGCCGCCAAAAAGAUAUCUACUCUAGAACAGUAUGCAAUGAAAUCAUUUGCAGAAGCAUUAGAAAGUAUACCUCUGGCAUUAGCAGAAAACUCUGGAUUUGCCCCAAUCCACACACUAGCUGAAAUUAAAUCUAGACAAGUCAAGGAAAACAACCCCAGGCUAGGAAUAGAUUGUCUUAAUAAGGGAACCAAUGACAUGAAGUCCCAGUCUGUGAUAGAGACGUUAUCUUCCAAGAGAGCCCAGAUUCUGUUGGCCGUACAACUGACAAAGAUGAUCCUAAAAAUCGACGACGUCAGAGGAAGUGCCGAUCAGAUGUGAGAUGUGGUCUAGCUGUAAAUGUGGAAACCGUAUGCAAUAUAUAAAAGACAUAAAUUAUUAAGUGACCAGGACGUUUUUUUUGUGUUGGAACAUUGGAGACUGUUGUGAAUGGUUUUCAUAUGUGACAUAACUGAAUUCCAUUACAUUUCCCAGCGAUUUAGUACUAGUGUGAAUGAUUCACAUGUACAUUGUCAAAUUUUCAUGAUAGUGUACUUGGUGAAGUAUGAGUGACUUUUUUAAUACAUUAAGAUAUUAUAUACCUGUUUGGAUCAGACUGCUUGAACAAAUUAAAAUAUGAUGAAAUUGUCA
Messenger RNA from Saccostrea cuccullata (small rock oyster), 1954 nucleotides. Its product is annotated as T-complex protein 1 subunit epsilon-like. Gene Ontology annotation, cellular component: chaperonin-containing T-complex. The transcript has 12 exons. Gene Ontology annotation, molecular function: ATP binding; ATP-dependent protein folding chaperone; ATP hydrolysis activity. The coding region runs from base 122 to 1645 and encodes 507 amino acids. The record is from RefSeq and is a predicted model, not a curated record. Gene Ontology annotation, biological process: protein folding. NCBI's taxonomy places the organism in Eukaryota, Metazoa, Mollusca, Bivalvia, Ostreida, Ostreidae.